Molecule: messenger RNA, 714 nt
Organism: Uranotaenia lowii
Lineage: Eukaryota; Metazoa; Arthropoda; Insecta; Diptera; Culicidae
Exons: 3
Coding region: 1-714 (237 amino acids)
Molecular function (GO): N-acetyltransferase activity
Source: RefSeq, a predicted model, not a curated record
AUGGUUUGGAGACGUUCGUCUGAUAUUCCGUUUCCUUCCGUUUGGCACCGAUUUCAGGCCAAAUCCGGAACUAGCGAUCGACAGGCAUGGUACGUUGUUCAAGAUCUACCGGAGGAACUUUUCGAGGCGGCCGUCCAAAAUAUGACCGGUCCAUUUUCCCGGGAUGAACUGAUGAAUCGAACAUUGGGCUUUGAACAGGACACACUGGCGAUGAACACGAUCAUCAGCCAGUGGCGCGAGAUGGUUAGCCAAAGGUUGUCCCUAGUGUGCUUCGAAGAAGGUUCCAGCAAAAUUGUCGGUCUAAAUAUCGUGGCAUCAUCGAAUGAAUCCGACGACAGUUUUCAGUUCCCCAGUGCCAUAUUUCAAACAAUCUUCGACGCCAUCGGGUACAUCUGUAAAUCGGCGAACGUUUUCGACAAAUACGGAGUCAACGAGUACCUUAGCUCGAUGGGACUUUCCGUAGAGCCGGAAUACCGAGGUCGAGGAAUUGCAACCGAGAUUCUCAGGGCACGGGUUCCACUUUGUCGAGCUGUAGGCCUCCGACUGACGUCAACCUGUUUUACCGGACCAGCUUCUCAGCAUGCGGCUCGGAAGGCAGGCUUCGUCGAAGACUUCUCUGUACAAUAUGGAGCCCUCGUGGAAGUUGACAGACGGUUUGUGUUUCCGGGAAUCGAACAGGAACGGUGCAGUUAUAUGAGUUUGAGCAUCAAUUAA